CUCAGUUCUCAGACCUCCCUAGGGAUGAAAUUGAGGAAAUUGAUUCCAUUCGGAGAGAACACAUUUUUCUGGAAUCAAAGACCAGCUGAAACCCCAAGAUACACCUUGGAUGCUUUGUCAGAAGCACUAACUUCAGGUAAGACGCUGGCGGACAACCUUGAAGAAGAAACUGUGCAGCGGAUGCGGAAGAUUCUGGAAGACAUCAAUACAAACGUCGAUAAAAAAAUGAUAGAAAUUAUUCCAAUUCUCCAGCAAUACAUGGAUCAUAUAAUGGGGAGCCCAAAGAAACCACAAAAAGAAUCUGCUCGAAAUCAAGACCAAGCUCCAGGUCCAGGUGCAGCUCUUGUUCCCGCUCCAGCCAAGGCUCAAGCUCAAGCUCAAGCACUAAAUCCAGAUCCUCCUGUUCCUCCUACAGAUCUUGCUCCUUCACCAGAUCAUGAUCACACUCCAAUUCAAGAUCAAUAUACAGAUCCUGCGUCUUCUCCAGGUUAUGAUCAUGCUCCAACUUAUGAUCCUCCUACAUAUCCUGCUCCUUCUCCAGAUUGUGAUCAUGCUCCAACUCAUGCUCCUGUUACAGACCCUGCUCCUUCUCCAGAUUUUGAUCAUAUCAAGAUCCACCUACAGACCCUGCUCCUUCUCAAGAUUAUGAUCAUACUCCAACUCAUGAUCCUGCUAUAUAUCCUGGUCCUUCUCUAGGUUAUAAUCAUACUCCAACACAUGAUCUUGCUACAGACCCUGCUUCUUCUCCAGGUUUUGAUCAUCUCCACCUCAUGAUCCUGCUAUAUAUCCUGGUCCUACUCCAGAUUUUGAUCAUGCUCCAACUCAUGCUCCUGCUACAGCUCCUGCUCCUUCUCCAGGUUUGGAUCAUGCUCCAACUCAUGAUCCUGCUACAGAUCCUGCUUCUUCUCCAGGUUUUGAUCAUACUCCACCUCAUGAUCCUGCUAUAUAUCCUGGUCCUUCUCCAGAUUGUGAUCAUGCUCCAACUCAUGCUCCUCCCACAUAUCCUGGUCCUCCAAAUUGUGAUUAUACUCCAACUCAUGAUCCUGCUACAGACCCUGCUCAUGCUCUAAAUCUGCCUCCUGCUGUUCCAACAACAAUUCAUGCCACACAGACAGAGGAACAAACACAAGAACUUCCUCCAGGAUCACCAUCAGAAAAGAAAUCCUCAAAGGACAUUGGGACAAUUCAGACAGUGUAAUUUGGAGGUGUCGUCUCCUUUGGUAACACCUGUGACAGUCUGUAUUAUGUUUGAACUGCCAGUAAUGCCGUCAUGCCCAAUACAUUAGAACCUUUCCAGGCACUCAAGGUGUCCACUGAACCCCUAUCAAUAGAUCCAUUAACAUCAUACAAUUAAAUUGCAGGAGCAGCUUUAAUCAGGUACAAUCAUUUGCACAGUAUUCUAACCCAUAAGCAUUUGAUUAACAAGAAACGUGCCUCGACAUAUUGAUAAAUUUGACGUAUGAUGAAACAUGGAACAAUGUCAUCUUUAGACAUCUGCAUGAAUUUGGUUUGAGAGGCCAUUUGCCUUAUUUCAUAUCACAGUUGUUAACAGACAAUUUCACGUUCGAGUCAGUGGAACUACCCCAAGGAAAGAGUCACACUCAGUGUGUAUGUUGAACUGGAACAUAGCUUGCAUACAUAUCUAAAACUAAUCUACUGCUGCAUGGUGUCAUGCUAAAUGCUUAUGCAGCUUCCAUUAUUUAUAAUUAGAAGCAAAAUCCAAAAUUUCAACAAUAAAACUUGCCAUUUAUCAUGCUUUAUUUUUAGCUGAUUUUGUACUGCAUCCAAAUUUGAUGUGAAUAUUUGCAAAUGAGUGUACUUUGAUUCGUACGUUCUGUGCAAAGUGCCUCACGUUUGAACCCAGUGGACUGUCCAGAGAGACAUUACCACAUGGAGAAGAUAUUGUGCUGUCAGAGCGGGAACCAGUCGUCAUAUAAUCUGUUUGCUGAUGUCCAUGUCUGUUUGGUAAACACUUGGCACCGCCAUUGGGGAUAGGUUAUAGGAAAUGAACUUUGUAUUAAAGAUGACUUUUGUGUCGGACUGUGAGCUGGAAUAUAAAAUGCCCUGGUGCUUUGGACUGCACAGCAAGAUUGGAAAUGUGUGUGUGUACCUGAGUCAAGGUGAUAUUUAGCCAUCUAUACAUUUAUGUUACCAUUUUUUUCUCAUGUUUGUUUGAAAUGUUCUCAUAAUUAUGUGGUAAGUUUGUUCAUUUUGAAAGACUGUCCUGGCCUUGCUCCUUGAGGUCACCGGACUUGCUUUGGGUGUUACGUUAAUGAUAAGAAUGUAAUGUAUUGACUGUAUGCAGUAUUGAAUAUGUUUGUGUGCCUUCGUGUAACAUUCUGCAAAUAUACAUUCCGUAAGCCACCUGCGGCACACUGUCGCAUUUUCGAGUUCAUAUAUCCAUAUGUAAGUAAUAAACGUUGAUGCAGGA
Messenger RNA from Haliotis rufescens (red abalone), 2431 nucleotides. Its product is annotated as protein TsetseEP-like. Lineage: Eukaryota; Metazoa; Mollusca; Gastropoda; Lepetellida; Haliotidae. The record is from RefSeq and is a predicted model, not a curated record. The transcript is spliced from 4 exons. Bases 25 to 696 code for a protein of 223 amino acids.